AAAUUAUCCGAUAGUGUAGCACUAGAACGUAAAACAGAAUUUGUGUUAUUGUGAAAUUUCUAAUGCAUAGCCAGUGAACUGUACUACAGCCCUCCCCUGUUUCACUCUUUAUAUAUAUGUCCGUGUGUGGCAAGAAAAGAUAAGGAUUUAGUUCUGCACAAAUCAGAGGCAAUGAAGUUUAAAGUCCUCAUCUGUUUCUGCCUUUUGACUGUAAUAAAACAUGUUUCUCUUACAGAUAUCUGGGCUCAUCCUAAUUCAUCAGUACUUCUGCCCUGUAAUGUUGAAGCAGAUGAGAUAGAGCUGAACAAAAACAUCUUUCUGCUGGGAGUUAGCUGGCUCCACAAUGGAUCAGUAAUAGCAUCUUCUGGAGCAGAUGGCAAUCGCACUGAAGAGGGGUUCAGCUUGGAGGCUGGAACCCUUGAAACUGGGGCUUUCUCAUUGACUCUGCAUAGCGUCUCAGCCAGCAAGCAGGGGGAAUAUGUGUGUGGCAUCAGCUACAACCACACUCUGCUGUAUUCGGGCAGUGUAACACUAUGCAUUUUAGGCCUGCCCUCUCUCUCCAUUCCCUCUACGGUGGCUGUUAUCGACAGGCCCAGCAGGAUAGAGUGCCGGGCAGAGCAUUUCACCCCCCCGCUGAUUGAUUUCACCUGGGUUCGAGCAGGUGUUGUGGUGAAACCCCCAGAGAGCAUAACAGCAGUCAACAGAACCAGCAGUGGGUUCUUCUGGGCAGUGAGCAGCCUGACACUAACACCCACUGAGCAGGACAAGGAUGUGAACUUCAGCUGUGUGGUGAAACACACCGCGUCAGAGGAACCCAUUGUCUUGAACUUCCAUCUCAAUUUAAUAUAUCUUCCUACUGUCACCCUCUCCGCCCUUCCCCUUACCUCACAAUUUUCCCCUGUCACUCUCUCCUGCGAUAUCGAGGGAUUUUACCCUGAGGAAAUCUCUGUCUCCUGGUUCCAAAAUGGCUCACUGGUGCCUGACAUGCCGUUAGCCUGGCCUGGCCCUGGAGGUUCCUUCCGCACUCGCCGCUUCUAUACUCUGAGAGCUGAAGACAUGAGGAGAGGCACUGAGGUCCAGUGUGCGGUGCGGCACCCCGCUGUCGCUGAAUCAGUCUCUGCCACCAUGACUCUCUCUGCCACUGGUCCAAAUGCAAAAGAACCAGUAAUGACUAAGUCUGCCAAGGCAUCGGUGGCCGUUAUUAUCAUUUCUCUGGCUAUGAUUUUCUUGCUCUGCUUUGGAUUCUCAUGGAAGAAAAGGGAUGAGAAAGAGAAAUCCCUGGUUGUAUCAGGCAUAAUCCUGCCCCCCCGAGUUAUAGUGGGACAAAAGGGCAGAGUAACCAUCAGCGUGGAAGGCAGGAGGGUGGACAGGGUGCAGGUUACUUGGUUCCUAAAUGACAUACCUAUCUCAGAUACUUCUAAAAGAGCACCAACAGCAAGUCCUUCUUUUUCUUACCUUCUCUGUUUGCCAGAAAAUGAGAAAAAUCUAUUGCUGCCCCCAAAUGGAAAAUUUGGAUAUUACAAGCUACACACGCAGUACCCCAUUCCAUCAGGAAACAGCCGCACAAUGCAGCUCUUCUCAUCUGUCACAUUCAUCCCCGAUAUUGCUGUUCACAAAGGGGGCAUCUUUAAGUGCCAAAUCUCCUAUAAGGGGAAAGACCAAGUGGUAGCAGAGAAAGUGUCAGACAAGUUAAUGCUGUUAGCUGCCCCAGAAGUGUCAGAGAUUAAAUUUUCAGAACCAGCGGACGACAGAGGUGUUGUCACUCUUACAGUAGAAGCCUCUCGCUUUCAUCCCGCCCUCAUCACCUUCCGAUGGUUUUGUCAGGGGGGAGAGCUCAGCCCCAUAGCGCCACCACCGUCGCUCGCCACUCCCCGUCCAAGUAUCCAGGGAUUCUUCUCUGCUGUCAGCCAGUGCAAACUACCUCUGGAAGAGCUGGAGAAAGGCCAGACCAAGGUGUGGGUCACAGUGCACCACAUGGCCAUGAAGGGGCCAAUCAUACGACAGACUCCAGGUUUCAUAAAAAUGCCUAUUGUGUCUGAGAUCUCCUCUUGCCCUGCAUACACAUCUUCUCCUGAGGAAUCUGUCACUCUCCUGUGUGAAAUCACGGGCUUUUUCCCACCCGAAAUCUCCGUCACCUGGUGGGAAGACGGUGAGCAAGAGAUAAUGGAGGGCAAAGAUUCCUGGGGGCCCUUACUGACCGAUGGCAGCACUUACCGUGUGACUGCCACUCUGAGGAUCGGACAGCGUGAAACAAAGGUGGAGAGGAGUGAGAGAGAUAUUGUUUGCAGAGUGAUGCACUGCUCUUUACAGGAGCCCAUUGAGAAACACUGGAGGCAGAGGCACAUAGCCCUUCCCAUUAUUCCAUCGUCACUCUCUGUUCAGUGGAAAACGGGGGGUGUUGGGGAGUUUUCCCUGCUGUUGUCAGGGGGGCACCCGUACGCCACCCUUUUGUGGGCAGCUGGAGGCGCCACUCUGUCUCCCCUCAUCUCAACAGAAAGCGAGGAGGACGGGAAUGAUGGAAGCAGGCAGCUAAAGAGUAUGUGUACCCUGGAGAGGAGGACAGGGACAGGAAGGCGCCCUGCGGCAGGUGCUCACUGCAUGGGGUCUCCACAGACUACAAAGGAUGCCACUUUGGAUUACAGUCCAAUAGAUAUGAAGCUUAUGGAUGAUGUAGAGCACGUAUGGAUUAAAAAGACCAGAAACAGACCUGGGACACCAAUAGUGAAGCGCGCAACACAGAGAGAAGACGGGGCAGAUGAGCAACAGGAAGAAAGGAAAAGAGAGAGUGACCUUUCCCAAGUAAAUAUUGUCCAUAUGGGAAAGGGUGAGGAAAGACUCAGGGUAACCGUGGAGAUCACUCACCCCAGACUUCCUCUGCCUGUGCACCUGACAUGGAUGGGUAAUUAUCAAUGCUAUGAUGAUGCUGUGAAAGGAAGAAUUUCGAAAUGUGCCACUCUCUUAGUGGUAGUAGUGUUGAAUCCUUGUUUUGGGGGGUGUUCCUGUGUAUACUAGUGUUUUGCCUCUACUUAUAGUUAUCAAGGCAUCCAUAAAAUGAAUGAUUGAAGGUGGAGACACCGUAGAUUAUCCAACAUAAGUUUAAAUACACAUUGUGCUAUAGAAGUAGAUCCAUGCCACACUCUGAUUUCCUGAAGUGGCAUUCACUGUUGCUGAUGUGUUUUUUUCUUUUAGAACCACAGGAGUAAUUACGUUUCUGAUCUCAGGAACCCUACCAGUUGGGGAACAUCUUCCUUGCAGGCUGCUUGAAUGCCUAUGGAUUCCUGGUGCGAAUUCUUUUCUCAUAUAGAGUUACCAGAAAUUAUGUCUGUGUGUGGAUUAGGUUUAUAUUACACUGUGGGGACCAAAUGUCCCCCACAAUUGAAUGAAAACCUGUUUUUUUUACAUUGUGGGGUCCAUUUUACAGGUCCUCAGAAAGA
Messenger RNA from Paramormyrops kingsleyae, 3434 nucleotides. RefSeq lists its product as uncharacterized. NCBI's taxonomy places the organism in Eukaryota, Metazoa, Chordata, Actinopteri, Osteoglossiformes, Mormyridae. The record is from RefSeq and is a predicted model, not a curated record.